AUGGUUGAUCACGAAAACUAAGCAUUUUAAAUUUUGGUAAUUUGUUGGUGUAAAAAUAGAAAAAUAACUGUCAUACAGUUAUAAAGUCGUACAACUGUUCAUUCCAAAUCUAGCUGUGCAUAAAACUGUCUACUUGAGUUUCAUUGCAAUCUAACUGAGUUUCAAAGCAACUCUUGUCACUAAUAUACAAUAUUUGUAUGUGAAAUCGGUAUUUUUUACUAAGAAUCAUGUGGUAUAUGAUAUUGGUGUCGUGUGUCCAUUCAGGAGCUGUACGGCAUUCAAUCAUAGGCUAGGGAAAGCUAACUAUAGUUAACAACAUCGAGGAAGUAAGACCUCCUCUUUCAUAUACUAGGCUUCGUUUGACGUAACGAGGUUGAACGAACGAUAACGUAGUAUGUUUAUCAUGGAGGGGAGCGGACUCACGCAGCUUUUAACGACACUUGCAUUUCUAACUACUGCUACAGGAAUUACACUGACUGGGUCAUCAACGUCCGCCCUGGUGGGUCAGAGGGUCCAGUUUACCUGCACUGUAACAGGGUUAUCAAUAAGUCAACUCCUAUCCUUCCACAGAAAUAGUGGUAGCGUUUGUACAAUCGAGCUCAACUCAUGUCAACAGUUAAGAGCUACUUCAGGUUACAGCUGUUCUUGUGGACAGAAUGGAGUGUACCAUAUGGAUAUAACCAGUGUCAGUGCGGCAGAUGACGGGACAUGGGCAUGUUCACAAACCAGCAACAACGUCACACUGACUGUUUACUAUGGACCAUUCAACAAUGUGACUGUAGACAAGGCCUCACCAUUGGCAGUUACAGAGAAUCUGAAUGUGCCUCUGACUGCCAGAUGUUCCGCUGUCUGCAACCCUGACUGUAGCUACACCUGGAUGAAGGGAACACAGCAAGUGUCUGACAACAGAGAUCUCCCUAUAGGCAGCUUCAGAAGGGGUCAGGAGGGAGAGUACAUAUGUACAGCCAGGAACACAGCUACUGGAGCUACAGCUGAUAGUCAGACUUUGACAGUGAAUGUACAGUGGUACCCAUCACCACCUACACACAACUGUCCCUCCUGGAUAGUCCCAGGUCAGACAACCAGCUGUACAUGUCAGACAUCAGACAGAGGUAACCCUGCAGGGACAGUCCACUGGAUCAGUCCUGGAGGUCAGACGAUCUCCUCAUCCGGGUCCUCAUCUGUGCAGCUGAACUUGACCUCCAUCCCGAGAUCUGACAAUGGGCUGACCUACAUCUGUAGGGCAAACAACUCUCUCCCCAGCUCGAACAGUGAUGUAACUUACGUUGCCAGCAUUGCUUACCUGGAUAAGCCGAAUAUUAUACUUGACAAGAACGACGUCAAUGAAAAUGAUACAGUGAACAUUGUCUGUACCGUUGAGAGUAACCCUCCCGCAAAGAUAACAAUAGACGUCAACGGCAGACAAGAAACACAAACAGCUAGUAAUAACCUCAAGCGCUCAACAGUCAAGGUCUGGUGUAGUCACAACGGUACCGUCACAUGCAAAGCUGAGAACAAUCGGACUAAGAACGUAUCCAGUAGCACAGCACAACUGAAUGUAAAAUGUCCCCCACGUGAGGACUUGAGCAUGCCUCGAACCAGUGUGGUUCCCGGGAAACCAAUGACAUUUGUUUCACUGACAGCAUAUGUCAUAGCCAAUCCACUACCUCAGUUUACUUGGUAUAAACAUUCGACUGUACGAAUACUUGUGCCCAACGGAACCGAUAGUCUGAUCGUUUCUAGUGGCCUCAGUUCCACUUUGAGGGUUCACAUAAAAAGUGAAGAGGACUUUACAACCUACAGCGUCGUUGUUGAGAACAACAUUGGCAACACUGACGUUGUCUUCAGCUUGACAAAAGAUGUUGUUUCAGUGUCACCACUAGAGGCGCCAUGCAAUAUCGUCCCCGUAGCCGCCGGAAUGGGAGCUGUCAUUGUGGUGCUGAUUGUGGUUGUUGUCGUCAAUCUAUACAGACGAAGGCUCUGUCAAGGAACAGGUUUGCCUGAGAGGAAUAUUGAUGAUGGUGAUGGUAAAACAACAAUGGGCCUUCAACGCAGUGCAGUAAGAGAAGAGAUUAGUGAACAUAGACGAGCUGAGGAUGGCCCCUUGACCGCUGAGACAGACACGUAUUCCAAUGCUUAUUCUGGAGUUUAUGAAAUGGAGACUGACAAACAGACAUAUACAGAACUAAAGGAAUUGGAAACUACCAAUGGUUCAUCCACACAGGGAAAUGCUACCUAUGAAGGUCUCCAAGCGCGAGCACCACAAGUAUAUGAGGACAUGAGGAAAUAGAACAGAAACAAACUGAGCAUCUUUCCGGGGAAAGAAAUGACACAGCUAUGCAGACCGAAUAAUGAUUUCUUAAACAAGAAACAGACUGAAGAAAAUUGAGAAGAAAGAAACGGAAGCAAUAUAUUAUUUUAUAUCUGGUCAACAAACAAUUUUUAUACUCAGCUAUCACUUUUCGCCAAGCAGUACAGCUUCAAGGUGUUUGCCUACAUUUCACGUCUACAUGUCUAAUUUCACAAGAACGUUCACACACAAGUUAUUUGUAAACUAGUGUAGCUAAGUAAAAUAGCUACAGUACAAUGUAUAUGUUUCCAUGUGUAUUAUUAAUUGAUUGUUCGUUUGUUUUAUCAUGCUUUAUCGCUUUAUGAAUAAAUGAAUCUUCACACAAACCAUGAUCUACAUAGUGUUAUGCCCUGAGUACCAGCUAAGGAAAUGUGAACACGAAGCCUAUUGUGAAACUACAUCCACACAAAACUGAAAAUUCAACGCUAGUUAUCCGACACU
Molecule: messenger RNA, 2791 nt
Organism: Haliotis rubra (blacklip abalone)
Lineage: Eukaryota; Metazoa; Mollusca; Gastropoda; Lepetellida; Haliotidae
Product: hemicentin-2-like
Exons: 12
Coding region: 395-2290 (631 amino acids)
Biological process (GO): cell-cell adhesion
Cellular component (GO): cell-cell junction
Molecular function (GO): cell adhesion molecule binding
Source: RefSeq, a predicted model, not a curated record